This is a messenger RNA of Daphnia pulicaria, 623 nucleotides long. Its product is annotated as carbonic anhydrase 14-like. Gene Ontology annotation, cellular component: plasma membrane. The record is from RefSeq and is a predicted model, not a curated record. Gene Ontology annotation, molecular function: zinc ion binding; carbonate dehydratase activity. NCBI's taxonomy places the organism in Eukaryota, Metazoa, Arthropoda, Branchiopoda, Diplostraca, Daphniidae. The transcript is spliced from 3 exons. Bases 1 to 486 code for a protein of 161 amino acids.
AUGCGAUUAUUAGACGGACUGGCGGUCUUGGGGAUUUUCAUAUCGGUAGGGCCCAACGAUAAUGAGUUUUUUCAGCCGCUUGUUGGACAGCUAGACGAGGUUAUCACGGCUCAAUCAGAAACCAUUUUAACGAACUUGGUUCCGUUCAAAAAUCUGCUGCCCAAACAAACCACGUCAUUUUAUCGCUACAGUGGCUCGCUGACUACUCCCAUCUGCAACGAGAUCGUAAUUUGGACGGUUUUUGACAACCCGAUUCAGAUUUCUGAGAAACAGUUGGCUAAAUUCAGGAAACUUGAAGAUAAUACAGCCAAGAGCCUAGUGGAUAAUUUCCGGCCUGCACAGCAGUUGAACGGCCGGAUUAAAUUUUAUCGGUCUUUCACCGGAUGCGAAAUCCCUCGAUCGUGGCCCAUCACUUCGACACCAUUCCUGGAUGCGUUCACAUGGACCACUUGCCUAAUCAAUUUUACCUUCUCGCCGUGGCAGUAAACAAAACGAACAUUUUUAUCGAUAUUAGAGCACACCGUCUUAUAGAUGAGGCGUAUAGAUUGCCAUUAUUUAAAAAAGAAAUUAUAAACUUAUAACUUAUAUAUGUAUGGAAUCUUCUAGCUCAUUCAAUAAAUAGA